Cladophialophora immunda is the source of this 2025-nucleotide messenger RNA. RefSeq lists its product as uncharacterized. NCBI's taxonomy places the organism in Eukaryota, Fungi, Ascomycota, Eurotiomycetes, Chaetothyriales, Herpotrichiellaceae. The transcript has a single exon. Bases 1 to 2025 code for a protein of 674 amino acids. The record is from RefSeq and is a predicted model, not a curated record.
AUGCCAUUACUCAUUUACUCGAUCCUGUUGGCAUCUUUGUCGCUGUCUGUCAGUUUAAACUACUAUCUGUGGCCAGAGCUGGUCGAAAAGCUAAGAAAGCAAUUCUUUUACGACUUGGAGCGAUCCAUAAAGAUUUUCCGCACCUGGGACCCCGGUUUCAAAUGCAUUCAUUUUAUUCCAAAGCAGAAGAGAAGGUGCGACAAUGGCAUUCUUAGACAAGCGGCCCACUUCGCAGCAAUGCUGGGCGAUGUACUCCUAUCAUGCAACUUGGACGAUGCGCCACUGCGUUCAAUGCUACACUACUACUCUCAGCUCUGCCACUGCCAAAAACACCAGAUUGUUGAGGAAAACGUGACUGGCAUGGCGAAGAGAUGGGAGACAGAGUUGAAGGAUGCCUCAUUCAGAUCGUCAUUUAUCUUUUUCUUUGCCACCAGGCUAUUACGGCAUCGGCCUACUGGACAUCCCCCCAUUGAGGCUGAAGACGAGCCAUCGGAAAUCCCUGACGACGUCUUGAGGCAAGCAUUAACUCCCUCAGGCUCUCAAUCAGUUCCACAAAGCAAGCAGUUGGACGCCACCCGUAACCGUGCGAGAGGGAAAUCCACCCCUUCUCGGGAGUCCUCGCCGUCAUUUCCAAAGGGUCAAGAUGUGUCAUACAACCAACGCAGUUACUGGCGUUCGCCGGAAAGAAGCCCCUUACAUUCGAUAAUUGCGAAGCCGCUCAACUCCAAAGAGCUCAAAGCCGGUUUCAUUUACAUCCUAUUUGAUCCAGAUCAUGAGAACUUGCUGAAGAUCGGCCACUCGACCGAGCAGGAGACGCCCGAGAGACGUUGCGCACAGUGGACCGCUUCGUGCAAGAAAAAGAACUAUAAGCUGCAUAACAUUUUUUAUAGGACGAAGCAUGCCAACCGAGUCGAGUCACUUGUAUUUUCGGACCUGGGCAAAGACCGAUAUGAGAUUUUCUGCCGCUGUGGGACAACCCAUAGGGAAUACUUCAUGAUCAGCAUUGAUGAAGCGGAAAGAGUUAUUAAAUACUGGGUUAACUGGAUCACAACGCUGACACCCUAUCGAGGCAUCACACUCAGCCAUGAAUACUUAACAGGAAUGUUCCUUAGCGACACCUCCCCGUCUGGAGAACAAAAAGUCAUCCCGGAUCAUGUGAGUCUCUUUCUCCGUAAUUCCAGCAACCGAGAAUGGCUUGACCUCGACGUCUUCCUUUCCAAACCUGCUCGCAAAACGACUCCUCCUGCGGACAUACUGCAGGCUCUCCAGACGAAGGAGGCUGAAGACCAUUCGACAGAGGUGCAGACAAUUCUGCAGAACCAGGCUAGCGAUACUCAUUUGGAACCUGAAAAGAUAGACGGGGAGCCCACCAAUGCAACGUCUCCAGAAGAAUCCGCCAACAGAGUUCUGGAAACGCCCGAAAUCACGCUCCCGCUAACGCCUCUCGACUCGGAACCUGGAAGUUUUCGUAGACUACUCUUUCCUGCAACAUCAAGCGCGAAGACCACGGCUCCGUCUUCUCCUCUUCCGUCCCCAGCAACCAUGCCACCCUCUCCCAGUCUUCCAACGUCGUUGACAUCAUCCCCAGCCAGCUCUAGCGAGAAUAUUUGUGAUGCAGAAGAAGAGACACCUUUGAAACCCAAAGCUCGGAGAGGUGGCUCUGGCGCGAAAUACCCUCGCCAACGAAGGGAAGGGGAGCCGGAUGAUGGCCUUGUUUUGGAUCCCGUUGAGCCCAAGGUCUUGCAACGCAAACCCCGGUCUCGGCGCAAAGUGUCAAAUAUCCAAGCACGUACAGACCGGCCAACUCUCGACGCUGCUGUUCAGUCCUCGCCGAUUGUUCCGCUUCGCUCUAAAGAAAUCAUCGACCUGACACUCGAGGACGAAGAUAGUCUAGAUCCUAAUCAUAGGCGAAGAGCGUCUGCACCGCAAAGGUUACUCACGCCUCCGGACUCGGGAAUCAGCAAGAGGAGGACAAGCCCGAGGCGCUUGAAUCUAGACAGGAACCUUUCUGCUGGUGAGGCAUGA